This is a messenger RNA of Rotaria sp. Silwood2, 933 nucleotides long. Lineage: Eukaryota; Metazoa; Rotifera; Eurotatoria; Philodinida; Philodinidae. The record is from the annotation of a GenBank genome assembly.
AUGGUCAUAACUACAAUUAAUGUAGAAAGAGAUGUACGGUGUCGAUAUAAUCGACGAGUACUGUUUUGUCUUCGAAUCAAAGGAGCUGCUUUACUCAUUGGCUUCUGGGAUUUAUUUAUUCAUUCAUUUGCUUUAUGUGCUCUUAUAUUUAUGUUUGGGCGAACACCUGAAACCAUGACUGAAUUAACAACAACAAAUAAUCAAUUAUAUCGUCAAGCACCAAUAACAUUUGACAAUUAUCAUGAAUCACCUUCAAAUACUCUAGUAAAUAAUAAAAAAUUCCUUUCAAGACAUGCCGCAUUUUUAAAUCAUAUUAUGGAAAAACGUAAUGCAACUCGUUCACUAAUGGAAAUCAAUCCAAGAAAUUUUUAUUCACAUUGGGAUUUAAUGACUUUUCAUUGGGUACAAUCACUUAGUCAACAAGAUAAAUGUAUUGUCUUUGUCAUAAUUUUUUCGGCUACAGUUCUCAUAUUAGCACAUAUUUGUGGAGUUAUAACUAACAAACCAUCAUAUAUAGUUCCAUAUUUUUUAAUAAAAGUUUUCAAUGUUAUCAUUGCAAUCUUAUCAAUGUUAGGUUUUUAUGCUUAUUUACCUGAUGUAAGAGUUUGGCUUCAAGUACAACCAAAUUUUCCAUAUAAAAAUUAUUUACUUGAAUUCGAUGCACAAACACUUCAACUUCUUGUAUUUACUUUUCUUUUAUUUCUUAUUUUAGCUAAACUUUAUAUUGUGGCUAUUAUUUGGUAUUGUUAUGGAUAUGUAACAGCCUUAACAAUGGCUCGAGCCAUUGGAACAAUUACAGCACAUAAUGAUGAUCCACAACCAAUUAUUGGAGAGAUGUAUUCACCACCAAAAUAUGAAGAGGCAAUUAAAUCUAAUCCUCAACAACAAGAAGAUUAUGCGCCUCCUCCGUAUACACCAUUAUUAUCAUCAUAA